Messenger RNA from Dioscorea cayenensis subsp. rotundata (Guinea yam), 1977 nucleotides. RefSeq names its product T-complex protein 1 subunit alpha. Gene Ontology annotation, cellular component: chaperonin-containing T-complex. The transcript has 17 exons. Gene Ontology annotation, molecular function: ATP-dependent protein folding chaperone; ATP binding; ATP hydrolysis activity. The record is from RefSeq and is a predicted model, not a curated record. Gene Ontology annotation, biological process: protein folding. Bases 87 to 1727 code for a protein of 546 amino acids. NCBI's taxonomy places the organism in Eukaryota, Viridiplantae, Streptophyta, Magnoliopsida, Dioscoreales, Dioscoreaceae.
CGAACCCUCGAGACCCUCUCGGCACUCGCAUUUAGGGGUUUUUUAGGCCAGCGGCUCUCGUGCGUGCCCGAUCCGAGCUCUUGGCAAUGGCGAUCACCUCCCAGAGCCCCGACAUCCUUGGCGAACGCCAGUCCGGACAGGACGUUCGCACCCAAAAUGUGGUGGCGUGCCAAGCGGUCGCCAAUAUCGUCAAAUCAUCCCUUGGACCGGUCGGCCUUGACAAGAUGUUGGUUGAUGAUAUUGGGGAUGUGACAAUUACAAAUGAUGGAGCAACAAUUCUCAAGAUGUUAGAAGUUGAGCAUCCAGCUGCCAAGGUUCUCGUGGAGUUAGCCGAGCUUCAAGACAAGGAAGUUGGAGAUGGGACCACCUCUGUGGUUAUCAUAUCAGCAGAAUUACUUAAGAGAGCCAAUGAUCUUGUGAGAAACAAGAUACACCCAACAUCUAUAAUUAGUGGAUACAGGCUUGCGAUGAGGGAAGCCUGCAAAUAUGUUGAUGAAAAGUUGGCUGUAAAGGUUGAAAAGCUUGGAAAAGAUUCCCUUAUUAACUGUGCCAAAACCAGCAUGUCUUCAAAACUGAUUGCCAGUGACAGUGAUUUCUUUUCCAAUUUGGUUGUAGAUGCUGUCCAAGCAGUGAAGACAACUAAUGCUCGAGGGGAAGUUAAAUAUCCAAUCAAGGGCAUAAACAUUCUUAAAGCUCAUGGUAAAAGUGCAAGAGAUAGCUUUUUGCUGAAUGGCUAUGCUUUGAACACUGGCCGUGCUGCGCAAGGGAUGCCUACUCGUGUGGCGCCCGCAAAAAUUGCCUGUCUUGAUUUUAAUCUUCAGAAGACAAAGAUGCAAAUGGGUGUCCAAGUGCUAGUUUCUGAUCCAAGAGAACUGGAAAAGAUAAGGCAAAGAGAAUCUGACAUAACAAAGGAGCGAAUUGAGAAACUUUUGAAGGCUGGAGCUAAUGUCGUCCUGACAACGAAAGGGAUUGAUGAUAUGUCACUUAAGUACUUUGUGGAGGCUGGAGCUAUUGCUGUCCGAAGGGUGCGAAAAGAGGAUUUACGUCAUGUUGCCAAGGCUACCGGUGCAACUGUGGUUUCCACUUUUGCUGAUAUGGAAGGAGAAGAGACUUUUGAUUCAUCAUUUCUAGGGUUUGCAGAUGAAGUUGUGGAGGAACGGAUUUCUGAUGAUGAUGUGAUUAUGGUGAAGGGUACCAAAAAUACAAGUGCAGUUUCACUGAUACUUAGGGGUGCUAAUGAUUUUAUGCUUGAUGAGAUGGAAAGGUCUUUGCACGAUGCUUUGUGCAUAGUGAAGCGAACCCUUGAAUCCAACACGGUUGUUGCUGGUGGGGGUGCAGUUGAGGCGGCAUUGUCAGUAUACUUGGAAAAUCUGGCCACAACUUUGGGUUCUAGAGAACAGUUGGCAAUUGCUGAAUUUGCUGAAUCUCUUUUGAUAAUUCCUAAGGUUCUUGCUGUCAAUGCUGCCAAGGACGCAACUGAGCUAGUUGCAAAACUGAGGGCUUAUCACCACACUGCCCAAACAAAGGCAGACAAGCAGCAUUUUUCGAGUAUGGGACUGGACCUAUCGAAAGGAACCAUCCGCAAUAACCUAGACGCUGGGGUCAUUGAGCCUUCUAUGAGCAAAGUGAAAAUUAUCCAGUUUGCAACGGAGGCAGCUAUUACAAUACUAAGGAUUGAUGAUAUGAUCAAACUUGUCAAAGAUGAUCAAGACAAUGCCGAGGAUUAAAGCUUGGUGUCAAUAUUUUGUGCGGCGGGAGUUAUGUUUCUUCUGUAAUUCGUUCUGUAGCGGUUACUUAUCUUGAUGUUGGUAGUGGUACAAACAGGGAUCACUGAGGAGUUGUAACUACAGCCUGUGAUAACAUUUACCAUGCAAUUUUUUGGAAUACCAUGCUGUGUUUUAUUAUUUUCUAACUGGUCUAGUCAAACUGGUAAUUCAUCUGAGUAAUGCAUUCGUGGAGACCUAGGUUUUUUUUUUA